Neohortaea acidophila is the source of this 1123-nucleotide messenger RNA. RefSeq lists its product as uncharacterized. The record is from RefSeq and is a predicted model, not a curated record. NCBI's taxonomy places the organism in Eukaryota, Fungi, Ascomycota, Dothideomycetes, Mycosphaerellales, Teratosphaeriaceae. The transcript has a single exon. Bases 318 to 893 code for a protein of 191 amino acids.
AGGGUAGAGUGUUCGCGAAUGGCACGAUGGCGAUGGCGAAGUUUGGAUGGAGAUGGCGGUCGGUUGAGGAAGGCUCGCUCGUGUCUCGUGUUUCGCGGCGGUCACGAGGUCGGCGCGGCAGGAGGGUCGGGGAAAAACAACAGCAACGGGAACGCGAGGAGAGAAGUACAGCAAAGCAAAGCACACCUAAACGAAUGUGAGGUGGAUGCUAGGGAAGAUGGGUUGGGAGAAGGGAAUGGUGAUGAUGAUGAGGACGAUGAGCAGCAGCACACGUCUCGAGUGGUACAGGCGUGGACGGCGAGGGAGAGAGAAAAGCAAUGGAAGCAGGGCGCCAAGGAACGGGUUCGCAGAGAUGGGCGCCCGUCAAAUUAGCCUUUGCCGCUAAUGCCAGGGCAGGAACGAUGGGGAAAGAAAGGGGAGCGACACGCGUGAUUGGCCUCGCGUCCGCGCCGGCCCAACUCUAUCCCUCCCGCCCAAUCCACGCCGGCCGUCUCGCGGAUGAAACACAUCGUCAAGAGGCCUCGCGCCCUCAAAUCUUCCACUCUUCCAAGCCCGCCCGCAUCGUCUCAAACGCACAGCAGUCUCGCGAAUGCUGUCUACUGCAUACUCGCUCUAAUCGCAGACAAUGCGAGCCACACAAGCAAGGCGUCCGCACUGUCCACCCCAGCGACAAUAAUAACCGCGCCUCAUGGGCCAACCCUGGCCACCACCCUCGCUCGCUGGCGAAAUGCUCAUUUCCCAAAACGGAAGAAAGAGGAGCCCGGCGAGGUGACGGCGCCCGAAAGUGCGUGAUGGCCACGCUGCACCGCCCGGGACGAGCUGCCGUUGCCUUCAAUGUUCCCACUCCCAUGAGUCUAUUCCCAAUUUACAGCCAUCCGUGGGCCUGUAAUUAGUCCAUUUGUUACCCUUUGAUUAGCCAGGCCCCCAAGAGAAAUAACCUCCGGCUGGCCUGGGAGGUACGCGUCGGCUUACUGUGGCUUGAUAACAAAGACGCGUUUGUUCCUUCGGCUUCGAUUGGGAAGGGUUUAGCUUGCUCAUUCCUUGCUUUCACGCAAGUGACUACCAGAUACGCUUGAGCAGGGCAGGACAUAUCGCUCUUCACAGAAUGCAUAUGCUGGCCAUG